AUGUCUUUCAACGCCAAUGGCACAGCGCAUAGGCGCAGUAAUCCCUUUGCCAGAACAGCUUCUGCCUCCCCAUCUACGAAUGGCAGUCUCCGACCUAAAUCCGCCAUCUUUUCAUCCUCAUCAUCCAUUCCCGGCCUCUCCACACACAAUCGAACACAUUCGAACGGAUCGAUGUCAACAAUAGCCCAAGGAGUUCCUGGUGCAGUGACAAGACAGCAUCGUAGUGACUCUAAGAGCGGGACCCCAACGUCAACAACUUUCGCACCGUCAUUCAUCAAAACGGAGGAGAUGAGCCGAAGCAAUGAUACAGUUAAAGGCAUCGAAGGCGAGAACGACUUCUCCGGGAAACGCUAUGUUUGGCUUAAAGAUCCACAAACGGCGUUUGUGAGAGGGUGGAUUGUGGAGGAGCUGGAAGGGGACCAAAUACUCGUUCAAUGCGACGAUGGCACUCAAAGAGAAGUUGAUUCUGAGAGUGUCGAUAAAGUAAACCCUGCCAAGUUCGACAAGGCAAACGAUAUGGCCGAAUUGACACACUUGAACGAGGCAUCCGUCGUCCAUAAUCUUCACAUGCGAUACCAAGCCGAUUUAAUAUACACAUACUCGGGUCUUUUCUUAGUUACUGUCAAUCCUUAUGCGACAAUUCCUAUAUACAGCAACGAUUACAUCAACAUGUAUCGUGGACGAAACAGAGAGGAUACGAAACCUCAUAUCUUUGCCAUGGCGGACGAAGCUUUCCGGAACCUUGUCGAGGAAGGCAAGAACCAGAGUAUCUUGGUUACAGGUGAAUCUGGUGCUGGAAAGACUGAGAACACAAAGAAGGUCAUCCAGUAUCUCGCCGCUGUUGCUCAAGCAGAUUCGACAGUCAAGAACAAGGCCCAACACUCCACACUCUCACAACAAAUCCUGCGCGCCAAUCCGAUCCUGGAGGCCUUUGGAAACGCCCAGACCGUCCGCAACAACAACUCGUCACGAUUUGGCAAGUUCAUACGUAUCGAAUUCACGCGAAAUGGUGCCAUUUGUGGCGCCUAUAUCGACUGGUACUUGCUUGAGAAGUCUAGAGUUGUCCAUAUCAACCCACAUGAACGAAACUAUCAUGUAUUUUACCAACUUCUGAAAGGCGCCAGUCCUGGUUUGAAGAAAGAGUUUCUGAUAGAUGGUCUUACGGUUGAGGACUUCAAUUAUACUCGAGACGGUCACAACACAAUCGUGGGUGUUUCAGAUCAAGCGGAGUGGGAGUCUCUCAUGGAAGCAUUCAAUGUAAUGGGAUUCUCCGAUGAUGAACAGAAAUCCAUCUUGCGGACCGUGGCCGCUGUGUUGCAUCUGGGUAACAUCAGCGUGGUCAAGGAGAGUCGAGCCGCAGACCAGGCCCGACUCGCAGCAGAUGCGAAAGCUCAGGCUGCGAAAGUCUGCAAGCUGCUUGGUGUACCUCUAGAACCUUUUCUCCAAGGCUUGCUCCACCCCAAGGUCAAAGCAGGCCGUGAAUGGGUUGAGAAGGUUCAGACCCCUGAGCAAGUUCGUCUCAGCUUGGACGCUCUCUCAAAAGGUAUCUAUGAACGUGGUUUUGGUGAUCUUGUCACCCGUAUCAAUGGCCAACUAGAUCGGACUGGCAUGGGCAUGGACGAUUCACACUUUAUCGGAGUACUCGAUAUCGCCGGUUUCGAGAUUUUCGAACAAAACAGCUUCGAACAGCUAUGCAUCAACUACACCAACGAAAAGCUGCAACAAUUCUUCAACCACCAUAUGUUUGUCUUGGAGCAGGAGGAGUAUGCACGUGAGCAAAUCGAAUGGAAGUUCAUCGACUUUGGACGUGAUCUGCAACCAACGAUUGAUCUGAUCGAGUUGUCGAACCCUAUUGGUGUCUUUUCUUGUCUUGACGAAGAUUGUGUUAUGCCCAAAGCCACAGACAAGUCCUUUACUGAGAAGCUUAAUUCUCUCUGGGACAAGAAGUCUAACAAGUACCGUCCUUCGCGCCUUGGGCAGGGCUUCAUUCUCACCCACUACGCAGCCGAAGUAGAGUACUCUACCGAAGGUUGGCUCGAGAAGAACAAGGACCCCUUGAAUGAUAAUAUCACCAGACUUCUCGCCACCUCCACCAACAAGCAUGUUGCGACUCUCUUCUCUGAUUGCGCUGAAUCUGAGGAAGAUCGUGCCACCGGCAGAGGUCGAGUCAAGAGAGGACUCUUCCGCACAGUCGCCCAAAAACACAAAGAGCAUCUUCAUAGUCUCAUGUCACAGCUCCACUCCACACAUCCUCAUUUCGUCCGAUGUAUUCUUCCUAACCACAAAAAGAAGCCAAAGCAAUUCAACAACCUUCUGGUUCUCGACCAGCUUCGAUGUAAUGGUGUGCUGGAAGGUAUCAGGAUUGCACGGACGGGCUUCCCGAACAGACUUCCUUUUGCUGAGUUCCGACAGCGAUACGAAGUCCUUUGCCAAAAUAUGCCUAAAGGCUAUCUUGAGGGCCAGGCCGCCGCAAAUCUCAUGCUCGAAAAGCUCGGACUUGACCGCGCUUUGUAUCGAGUUGGCUUGACCAAGGUCUUCUUCCGCGCUGGUGUUCUCGCCGAGCUUGAAGAGCAGCGCGAUGCCCUUAUCACUGAGAUUAUGUCCAGAUUUCAAUCUGUCGCUCGGGGAUUUAUUCAGAGACGGGCGGCCUAUAAGAGACUAUUUCGAACAGAAGCCACCAGGAUCAUCCAGAGAAACUUCAAUGUUUACCUGGAUUUGGCUGAAAACCCUUGGUGGCAGCUGGUUGUCAAGAUGAAACCCCUACUUGGUACCACUCGUACUGCCACCGAAGUCAAGCGGAGAGACGAAAUGAUCAAGGAUCUCAACGAAAAGAUGAGGUUAGAGUCCGAGAAUCGCACGAAGCUUGAGGAAGAGCGCCGCAACUGUCACGCGGAAAUGGUUCGCAUCCAGCAAACCCUGGAGAGCGAGCGCGCGCUUGCUCUGGACAAGGAGGAAAUCUUCAAGCGACUUCAGCUUCGAGAAGCAGAGCUUGAGGAAAAGCUCGCGGGUGCGAUUGAAGACCAAGAGAGGCUAGAAGACGAGCUUGACGAUCUCCUGGAUGCCAAGAAUCGUGCCGAAAAGGAUGUGGAAACAUAUCGCUCUCAGCUGGAGCAAGCUGCUACUCUCAUCGCCAAACUUGAGGAAGAGAAGAAAACUCUGGGCGCAAAGGUGACUGAGCUUGAACAAUCGAUCUCUGACUUGGCUCAAAAGCAAACAGAGAGCAGCGAGCAGGAACUGGCCCUUCAGGAUGAAAUCAAGAUGCUUCAUAGUCAGUUGGCAGUGAAGGAACGAAAGGUCCAAGACCUGGAGACCAAGCUAGUCAAGAUUGACCAAGAUUUGGAGGUGAAGCUUCACGCUGCUCAGAAAGAAGUUCAAUUAACCAAACUUCGGGAAAGCCAACUAUCUCGAGAUAACGAAGACAUUCAGCAGCAACUCAACGAACUCUCAAAGACGUGCGCUGAUUAUGAGGAUCUUGUACGACAGAAGGAGAGUGAACUUGCCCUUCUACGAACCGACAAUAAAAACUUGGAAAGUGAACGCCACUCUCUGGAGGACCAGAGAAACUCCUUAGCUGCGGAGAAAGAAAAGAAUGCCGAGAAGUACCAUGAAGCUCAAGCCGAACUCGUGGCAAUGAAGUCUCGACAAUCGCAACUGGAGCGGGAGGCAGAAGAUGCGAAGAACCUGCUUGAAGCACGACUAUCCGAGGAUGCUCAAGCCGACCAGAAUCGGCAAGUUAUUGAGUCGCAAAUCAAGGAUCUCAAGGAUGAGCUAUACAAGACACAGAUGGAGCUGAGUCGAGAGCGCCAGUCCCGAGAUGAUGUUCAGCUCCUCGGCGAGCACCGUUAUCAAGAGCUGAAGGACGAAUUCGAUCGCCUCAAUGAGUCCAAGAUCAUUAUCGAGAAGGAGUUGUAUGCCCAGCAGGACACCCUUCGCAGAACGAUGGAAGCUCGAACCACUGCCGAAAAGGAACGAGAUGAGGCCAGGCAAGAAAUCCGACGCCUUCGAGUGGCAAAGACGCAGGCUGAAGAAGCAAGGAUGCAAGCCGAAGUCGCCGGUGAGCGACAAGCUUCCAAGGCUGCCCAGGACCGCGAAAACAGUCUUCGCAAAGAUCUUGACGCAGCUCAGGAACGGCUCCAGUGGUUCGAAGGAGAGUGUGCUAAGCUCAACCACCAGAUUGAGGACCUCAACAAGCUGAUUCUUGAGUCGGGCGAAUUUGGCUUGAAAAAUGACCAGGCCAAAGAAAGACUCGAACGUGAAUUGAGCACAGUCAAAAGCCGCCUAACGGCAUCGGAGAACGACAACAGAGCCUUGUUGAACAAACUGCAACAGAAGGGUUUGGAGAUUGCUCGCUCAAGUUCGCGUGCAAGUGAAGCAUCUCGAGGUCAGAUUCUGUCUCUUCAACGUGAAAAGGCGAGACUGGAGGAACAAAAUACGAAGUUGAACAAACAACUGGGUGAUUCUCAACUCGCCAUUGCGUCACUCGAAAAGAGAGCCGAGAAACUCCAGCUCAACUUAGAAGACCUGAGUCAUGAGGUUGCCCGCGAAGUCAAGUCAAGCAGGAAUGCCGAGAAAGCAACUUCUACAUUUACCGCGCAGCUGGCUGAAGCUAACCGCACAAUUGAGUCAGAGCGACAACUUCGAACUCAAGCUCAGACAACUGUUCGUACGUUGCAAAGCUCUGCGGAUUCGCGAGACAAGGAACUCAAUGAGCUGCGGGCACAGAUGCUCGACGUUCUGAGGACCGUCGACCCCGAAGUACAUAUCCCGCCUCAGACAGAUGGGUCAGACGAGAAGAUGCUUAUCCAGAACUUUGACCUUGUACGAAAGGUUGAAGAGCUUCAGCAGAACCUGCGGGUGCAGACGGCUGCUCGAACAAACGCCGAGAACCAACUGACGGAGAUGAGAGCGACACGCAAUGAAUCUCCUACCCGACCCAAACUCGAGGAAAUCCAGCUUAAUGAGGCACCUUUCCAAGGAUCACCAACUCAAAAGAGAGCGGCCAAGCUUCAUGCUCGCAACUACUCCAAUACCUCAACCCCCACGCGUCGUUUCCAGGAUGUGGACCACCUCCAAGACUCAACACGUUCUGAUCGAACAGUUGAUACUCUCAACUUCAACAGUCGUAUGGACUUGAAGGCGGAAGUCGAGGAGCUUCAGAACCAGCUUCAAUUGAAGGAGAUGCAAAAUCGACAUCUUCAGAACCAGAUCGAUCGAAGUACACCUACGCCAGAGAACAACGACGAUCAAAGUCCAUCUCUGCGCCGUAUUCAGAAGCUCGAAAUGGUCAACACCCGUCUUCAUGAGAUGCUCGAUGACUCUAGCAAGAAGGUGUCUGCUCUUGAGCGCACCAUUCGAUCUGGACAGCUCUCGAUUCGAGAUGUCCAGACCCGAACACAUGAAGAGAUCUUGGAGGUUCUCAACAGCCAAGAGGAUUCUCGACGAGCCUUGGUCCAUAGUCAUAAGGAUGCUGUGGCGGAGUUGACCGACAUCAAGGGUCACUUUGAGAGACUACGCCACGACCGCGCAAAGGCAGAAGUUGAACUUCGCGAUGUUAAAUCCGAUCUACAAGAGAUGACCUUGGCGAGAGAACAGGAGGCGCAGAGCCGUAACCAACUCCUCCAGGAGUUUGCCGACAUGCAAAUCCGACUUGACGCAGAGACCUCAAAGUUUGCCGACGUCGUCUCCAGCUUGGAAAUGUACAAGAGCCGAUCCGAUGAAUACUUCAGCAAGCUUGAACAGGCUGAGAUCGCCGUCCUUAAGGCAAGCCGUGCCGAGCAGUUUGCCAGGUCUCAAGCGAAGGAGGCUGAAGAUACCUACAUAGAGGUCAUGGCCGAGCGUGAGAAGAUGGAUGCUAGCAUUGAGGAUCUCCAGCGCCAGAACCAGCACCUUGAGGAGAAGGUGGAAGAUAUUUCAACAGACCUGGCGACCGCUACUCAGGCUAAAAAGCGACUUCAGCAUGAGCUAGAGGACUACCGAAACCAACGGGCUAUGGAGAUUGAGGACAAGGAAUCGAGCAUGGAACAGACUCGUAAGAAGUAUCAAGCUGAGUUUGCUACUCUGACCAAUGAGCUUGAUCUUGCCCGCGAGGAGAAGCUUUACAAGCAAGCCGAGAUCGCUCGACUUCGAGAGGAGCUCGACGAGUUGAGGUCGAAAUGGGAUGACGAAGUUCUCAACAGCUCGACAUGGUCCAAGGAGAAGGCUCGCUUGGAGUCAACAUUGGCAGAUGUUGUUUCCUCUCGUGAUGAGGCAGUCAACGCACACAACGAAGCACAAGGCAAGGUUGUCUCCCUCUUGUCACAAGUUCGUACUCUUCGCACUUCUGUGGAUGAGAUCACUGGAGAGCGAGAUCACCUUCUCCGGGAAAAGCGAAAUGUUGAGGCCCGCCUCGAGGAGGCCAAGCAAGGCCUGGAGGAUCUUGUCAAGGGAGAGAGUCCAUCUUUGCGCAACGCCGCCAACAUGGAUAAGGAAAUUUUGGAGCUCAAGUCGAACCUUGCUCAGCAAGAAGACAUUGCGGCUGCUGCUUUUGAGAAGAUGCGCCGCGCUGAAGCUCUUGUGACCGAGAUUCAAAAGGAUGUUAUGGUUGAGCGCGAAAACAGCAUCAAGCUGCAGCAACAGAAGGCCUCGCUAGAGAAGAUUCUAAACGAGGCUCAGCUCAAGCUCGUCGACCUCGAGACCAAGGGUUACUCGAGUGCCAGCCAGGAUGUCAAGUUCUUGCACAAGCGCAUCCAGGAGCUCGAAUCCCAACUUGAAGAUCAGGAGACUGAACGUAGCAAGUCUCAGCGCUCCGUCCGAAACGUGGAUCGUAUUGUGAAGGAUAUGCAAGGUCAGAUUGACCGCAAAGACAAGCAAAACAUGCAGCUCUCCGAUGAUGUCUCGAGGAUGCGCGACAAGGUCGAGAAGCUUCUUCAGACAAUCGAGGAGUUACAGUCGUCUGAGUCCAACAGCCAGUUGUCGGCUCGACGAGCUGAGCGUGAACGCAGGGAGGAGAAGGAGAGGAUUAUUCGACUGGAACGUGAACUGGCAGGGCUGAAGAACCUGCGCAACGACAAGGGGUCAAACAGCGUUAUGGGUAGUGUCCGCAGUCGCAUGGGCCCCUGGCGGGUCAGUGAAGGAGAUGAUGCGUCCAUGAUCGACGUCCCUAGACGGAAGAGCAGCCUUAGCAGGGUUCCCAGCUUUACCAAGGGAUUCCUAUAA
Fusarium sp. VM40 is the source of this 7194-nucleotide messenger RNA. The record is from the annotation of a GenBank genome assembly. Lineage: Eukaryota; Fungi; Ascomycota; Sordariomycetes; Hypocreales; Nectriaceae.